Molecule: messenger RNA, 1512 nt
Organism: Oldenlandia corymbosa var. corymbosa
Lineage: Eukaryota; Viridiplantae; Streptophyta; Magnoliopsida; Gentianales; Rubiaceae
Source: the annotation of a GenBank genome assembly
AUGGAAGAAGUACCUCUGCUAACUGAAGAGAAGCUUCAGAGGAAAUGGAUCGCCCCAAAUUGGAAUUUGUUUCUCGCAGAACUGAAGCGGGUUAGCUAUAUCGCGUUACCAAUGGUGGUGGUGAAUGUGUCGCAACUCUUCUUGCGGCUUGUAUCCAUGAUGAUGGUUGGUCAUCUUAGUGAACUCGAAUUCGCCGGCGCUUCCAUCGCCAUUUCCGUCACCAAUGCUACUGGCUUCAGCGUCCUUUUUGGAAUGGCUAGUGCCCUGGAAACUCUGUGUGGCCAAGCUUAUGGAGCAGGGCUUUACCAUAAACUCGGAAUCUAUACCUAUGGAGCCAUCGUAUCUCUGGUUUUGGUCUGUUUACCGAUAUCCAUCUUAUGGAUAUUUAUGGACAAACUAUUAGUAAUGGUGGGUCAAGACGAGCUAAUUUCCUAUGAGGCUGGAAAAUUUACCAUUUGGCUUAUUCCUUCACUGUUUCCUUAUGCUAUUCUUCAAGCCCAGAUUCGCUACUUGCAGACUCAGAGCUUGAUUCUCCCAAUGUUGCUGAGCUCUGUUGCCGCUUUAGUUUUUCAUGUGCCUGUUUGUUGGGGUUUAGCAUUUUACUUUAGAUUAGGAAAUGCUGGAGCUGCUUUAGCGAUGGGACUAUCUAAUUGGUUCAAUGUGAUACUAAUAUUCAUGUACGCAAAAUAUGCAGCAGAAUUUGAGAAGACCCGUUUAGCUUUCUCGAAAGACGUUUUUUCAAGUAUCGGGGAAUUCUUUCGAUUUGCGGUACCUUCCUCUGUCAUGGUCUGUCUUGAAUGGUGGACUUAUGAAACUGUAAUCUUACUAUCUGGACUUCUGCCGAAUCCUCAGCGUGAGACUUCGGUGCUAUCCAUAUGUCUCCUGAUUGCUGCAUUUCAUUACUAUGUACCAUUCUCUUUGGGAGCUGCUGCAAGCACUCGAGUUUCAAAUGAACUUGGAGCCGGGAAUCCAGGGGCAGCUAAAAUGGUUGUUUGGGCUGUGAUUGCAAUUUCAAUGGCAGAAGCGAUCAUGGCGUCCGCUGCGGUUUCUGGGUGCCGCAAAUUUCUGGGAUAUGCAUUCAGUAACGAGAAAGAAGUGGUGGAAUAUUUUAUGAAAGUGUCUCCAUUGGUUUGCCUUGUGCUUAUAACGGAUGGCAUUCAAACUGUGCUCUCUGGAGUUGCAAGAGGGUGCGGAUGGCAACAUUUAGGGGCAUAUGUGAAUCUUGGGGCAUUUUAUUUGGCCGGAAUCCCAGUUUCCACGGUGUUGGGUUUUGUUAUCCACUUAAAUGGAGUUGGUCUUUGGCUCGGACUAAACGCAGGAUCUGCUGUCCAAUCUGUUCUUCUUGGUCUCAUAACGAGUUUCACUAACUGGAAAAAAGAGGCCAUUGCUGCUCGUGGAAGAAUGUUUGAUGCCUCUAGUUUUCCAGAUGUUGAAUAUUCCAAAUCCGCUCAUGUGCCGGAGAACCAAGAUAGGGGAGAACCUUCAUAUUCGAACAAAAUUCAGGAUCUAUAG